Molecule: messenger RNA, 2240 nt
Organism: Pseudomyrmex gracilis
Lineage: Eukaryota; Metazoa; Arthropoda; Insecta; Hymenoptera; Formicidae
Product: RAB6A-GEF complex partner protein 2
Exons: 8
Coding region: 476-1621 (381 amino acids)
Biological process (GO): retrograde transport, endosome to Golgi
Cellular component (GO): Golgi membrane; Ric1-Rgp1 guanyl-nucleotide exchange factor complex
Source: RefSeq, a predicted model, not a curated record
ACGAUAUUCUGCGUAAUUCCUCUCAGUCUUUUUCGGAAGAGGUCCCGGACUGGCGAAAUUGUUGAUUCGAAAGCAUGCGAAAUAGGAUGGCGGAUGAGAGAUGUGUACUUCUGCUGUUGGAAUGCAAUGUGUCAGAUACAAGUAAAAUGUUAUAAAUUGUUUAUUAUGUAUUGUUUAUAUAUUUUCAAAUGACCAAAUGUGUUUAUGCAAUUUAACAAUCAGAUGUCACGUAUCAAACUAAUGAAUUAUAUUUAAAUGUAACAAUUGGGUUAUGUGUUUUUGCAAUAAACAACGUUAUAAACCGAUAGAUCUGUCUUGUGCCAAUCAAUAUUGACAAUAUUUGCAGACAAAAAAACUAAAUAAGUGUAAAUCACAUCGAAUAAAUGUAAAGGAGAUGUGUGUACAAUAGAGAUCUUGUUGACAAGUGAUACAGGUGGUCAAAAUAGUGUAUAAGUCUAGUAUAGAAGAAGUAACCAUGAUAGAAAUCACAGCAAAACUUGUUCGAGGUCCUGUAUAUUUCUCUGGAGAAAUUGUAGAAUGUUUAGUUACAUUCACUAAUCCACCAAAUCCAAAUCAUCAAAUAUCACAAAGUCACAGUGAUCUCUUUGAAAGUCUUGCAUGGGCUAGUGCACAGGUUCAUUGCCAGUGUUCAACAAAUAACAAGAUGGUGCUUUCAGAAAAAAUCAAAACUGCAGCACGCUCAUUGGCAAUCAAUGCAAAUACUACUUUUGCACCAUGGCAGCAAGACAAUGGACAUGUGGUAUUGAAUACAAAGCCAAAAAUCUUGUGCUGUGAUUUGAGACUUUCUCCUGGAGAAAGUAAGACGUAUAUUUAUCGUGAAACAAUACCAAGUGAUGCUCCGCCUUCGUACAGAGGACAGGCUGUGAAAUAUUCUUACAAGAUUACUAUUGGAACGCAAAGAGUGAAUACUGUCAUAAAGCUGUUACGGGUGCCAUUCAGAGUGCUUUCCUUGAGUGAAUUGCCAGAAAUAACAGCAUGCAGUGACAGUGUGGAUCUGAGUCCAAAUAAUCCAUUUAUGGAAACGCAGCAUAGGGAAACUCCACUGGAUAUCGCCCUGCAAACACUGCAGAACUUAACGGCCAGACGUAGUCCAAACUUUUACAAUGUUACCAACGGCCGCGGACGCGUGGUGCGGUUCUGUCUCUUCAAGAAUUCUUAUAAGCUCGGCGAGGACAUUGUAGGAACCUUCGACUUCUCAAAUGCUACCGUAUCCUGUGUUCAAGUGUCCGUGUCGCUACAAUCGGAGGAGCACGUGUCGGAAGAAUACAAACGUGGAAAGGCCACGACGCCGACAUUGAUUAGCUAUAAUAAGCAUCACGAGAUGUGUUUGGGUUUAAAAUACUCUCACUUGGUGCUGCCGAUACCUCAUCACGUUACGCCCGAUUUUACGACCGAUCUGGUGACGCUCAAGUGGCGACUGCACUUCGAAUUCGUCACAACGCCGAAGCUGGUGGAGAUGCCUAGCGAGAACACCGUCAGCUGGCACGGACCGUCGACUCUCGACGUCGAGACGAUGAUCUGGGAUCUUCCGUUGCACAUCCAUCCGACGACCACGCCGCCGAACACGGCGCAGCAGACAAAAUACAACACUAUCAUAUAGCUAUCAUCAUAAAAUGGCGCGGUGUGCGUGUAAAAAAUACAAACAAUUGAUAUUUCUGAUAGAUUAUAUGUUAUAAGUGUAGAAGAUAAGAAACAAUCCUGCAUUUUACCCUCUCAAAACUUCGGUGACUCUUCCAAUAAAUGGUUCUAUUUAUCGAUACUCUUGAAAACGAGUUAGUAAUUUAUAGAAAAAGAUAUAUUUUCAUAUAUUUAUCGAUACAAGUAAAAAAAGAAUUGUGUAUAUAUAACAAUAAAGGAAUCGAAGAAUAUUAACUUAUAAGAAUCGUUAAAAUUAUUUUCAAAAUAGCAUCUGUGGCUUUUAGCCGGCAUUUAAAUUGUUGUUUAUUAAAUUCCCGAUACUGUAUCGAUACUAAGAAUAUAAUACGUUCUAAGAGACUAAUGACUUCGCAGAAAUAGUAAAAAUAUAUACUAUACAGCACAAUAAACAGAAAAAUAAACAACCUAGUUUGAUGUCUAUAAAUAAUAAGACAUUAAUUUUGUAGAUUCUUCUCUUUACAUGAGAUCUGUUCUGUUAACUUCAUUUUUAAAAGCUUAUUUUCUUUUUUAAACUUAAAUGUCAUAGUUUCAUUCGUAAAAAGAGUUAAAAAAAAAAAAAAAAA